Molecule: messenger RNA, 960 nt
Organism: Patella vulgata (common limpet)
Lineage: Eukaryota; Metazoa; Mollusca; Gastropoda; Patellidae
Product: gamma-aminobutyric acid type B receptor subunit 1
Exons: 6
Coding region: 1-960 (319 amino acids)
Biological process (GO): gamma-aminobutyric acid signaling pathway; G protein-coupled receptor signaling pathway
Cellular component (GO): G protein-coupled receptor heterodimeric complex; membrane
Molecular function (GO): G protein-coupled GABA receptor activity
Source: RefSeq, a predicted model, not a curated record
AUGUUAGCAUCUGCUAAAAUAGCUAUAGAACAUGUUAACCUCCGUGAUGACAUCUUGCCAGGAUACAGGUUGAAUCUGGUCUGGAAUGAUACUCUGUGUAAUCCAGGCAGAGGAAUUAAGGCUAUGUAUGAUAGUUUAUAUACACCACCAACUAAAAUCAUCCUUAUGGGUGCUGCUUGCUCACCAGUUAGUGAAGCUACAGCUCAAGCUUCUCACUUGUGGAACCUUGUACAGUUUUCUUAUGUCUCCUUGUCCCCUGCUUUGUCAGAUAAAGCUAGAUUCCCCCGAUUCUUCCGGACCACAGCCCCAGACGUCGUAGUUAACCCAGCGAGAAUAGAUAUCUUUAAGCAGUUUGGCUGGACCAAGAUAUCCACUAUACAUCAGUCAUUUGAACUAUUCGCUGCUGUAACAGACAAUCUAAAUAUAUUAUUGAAAGAGGCCAAUGUAACAGUGGUGCGAUCUGAAAUAUUUACCGAUAACCCAUCGUUACAAGUUAAAAAUCUCAAGAUAAAUGAUGCCAGGAUCAUCGUUGGUGGUUUUUAUGUAGACAAGGCUAGACAAAUAUUCUGUGAGGCAUAUAAAAUUGGAUUGUAUGGACGUAAAUUUCUUUGGAUAUUAGUUGGCUGGUAUGACGAUAAUUGGUGGAUGACUCCGGAUCCAAAUAUAGAUUGUACACCUGCACAGUUAGCUGAGGCCAUUGAAGGUUACAUAGCCGUUGAUCACAUUUAUCUCAACCCGAAAGACUCACCGUCAGUAUCGGGCAUCAAACCGAGUGAAUUCCUUGAUAUAUUCAACAACAGGACCAACAACGAAGAUCUCUUUGGCAAGAAAUUAAGUCCUUUGGCGUAUGACACCGUCUGGACUAUUUCUUUGGGGUUAAAUGAAACUCUAACAGAACUAAUGAAUAACGGUAAAUACCAGACCAGUAACAAAAUGUUCAUAUUACAUCAGAUAUUGUAA